Molecule: messenger RNA, 3255 nt
Organism: Trichoderma atroviride IMI 206040
Lineage: Eukaryota; Fungi; Ascomycota; Sordariomycetes; Hypocreales; Hypocreaceae
Source: RefSeq, a predicted model, not a curated record
AUGGAUUCCGAUGAAUUCGAUGACGAUAUCGCCGAUGAGGAUAUGCUUGCUGCCUUUGAUCAAUUAUCUUCAUCUAAUGGAGGGCAAAUCACAUCCACAUCUACGUCGAAUGCAGUGAAUACGAAUCGUAUCCAUGGAUUGACCAAUGAUCAGAGCGUGGCCCAGGAGCUUCUUGAUUUACCUUCAGACGCUUUCUCUUCACCGGAACCUCCCAGAAAGAACGCGCAGCCCCCUGCAAGGCCGGCAGUAAAUGCACGCUCUGGCUUCAGUCGGACGAAUUCAGGGACUUUUAGACAGACUACAUUAUGGGGUGGCCAUGCAGCAACUGAUGAUGCUCCCCGUGCAUCUCAAACUACAACUGCUAGGGUCUAUCGUGCUGAUCUGCCGCCUGAACAACCCAGUCCGCAUCAGCUUGACAGAGAGGCGAUGAAAACUUGGGUGUAUCCGACAAAUCUAGGACCAACUCGCGACUACCAGUACAGCAUUGUCAGAAACAGCCUGUUCAACAACACAUUGGUAGCCUUGCCAACAGGUCUAGGAAAGACGUUUAUUGCUGCUACAGUCAUGUUGAACUUUUAUCGUUGGACGAAAACGGCAAAAAUCGUCUUUGUGGCGCCAACGAAACCGCUUGUAACUCAACAGAUUGACGCUUGUUACAACAUUGCGGGAAUUCCCCGAUCGGAGACGACGCUUCUUACUGGCGAUAUCCCUCCUGCACUGCGGAGUGAUGAGUGGGAAAAAAGACGAGUCUUCUUCAUGACACCUCAAACGCUUCUUAACGAUCUUUCGCAUGGAUAUGCAGACCCCAAGAGCAUUGGCCUUAUAGUCAUUGACGAAGCACAUCGCGCCGUGGGAGAAUAUGCGUAUGCCAAGGCCACCAGACUUAUUCGUCGAUUUUCCAACAGUUUUCGAGUGUUGGCUCUGACGGCCACACCUGGAUCAAAGGUUGAAACGGUCCAAGAGGUGAUUGAUAAUCUGGGGAUCUCGCACUGCGAAAUCAGAACCGAAGAAUCUCUGGAUAUUCGGCAGUAUGUGCAUCAGAGAAAUAUCGACCAAAUAGUUCUGGAGCCUUCGGAUGAGAUAAACCUUAUUGGAGAGCUCUUUACUGAGGCUCUCAAGCCACUGACGGAGAAGCUCAGCGCCCAAAAUAUAUGGUAUGGACGGAAUCCAAUGGCUCUCACGACUUAUGGCUUGAUACAGGCGCAGAGGGAGUGGUUUGCUACGCGUGGACAUCGUGCCAAUCAAGGCAUUCAGUUCAUGAUGCGGGCAAUAUUCAGCGUGUUGACGAGUCUUGCUCAUUCGAUCAAAUUACUGCAAUAUCAUGGUAUCCGACCUUUUUACGACAACAUGGUCGACUUCCGCAGCGAACAAGAAGGGAAGGGUGAGAAGGGAUCCAAGUACAGGCGCCAGAUCUUGGACAGCACUAGCUUUCAAGAAAUGAUGGACAAGAUUUCUGGAUGGCUCAAGACGGAUGGCUUUGUAGGACAUCCAAAGUUGACCGCUCUGGCUGAUUGCGUGUUGAACCAUUUCAUGGACAAUGGAGAGGCAACACGAGUCAUUGUGUUCAGCGAGUAUCGUGAUUCUGCCGAAGAAAUCGUUCGCAUGUUUAAUACCCACCGGCCUCUCAUCAAAGCUACUGUCUUUGUUGGGCAGGCUGAUGGAAAGCGCGGCGAAGGCAUGAAGCAAAAACAGCAAAUAGAUACCAUUGAGAAAUUCAAGACCGGCGCCUACAACGUUUUAGUCGCCACGUCGAUUGGAGAGGAAGGUUUGGACAUUGGCCAAGUUGAUCUCAUCGUAUGUUACGACUCUUCAGCAUCGCCUAUUCGAAUGCUGCAGCGAAUGGGCAGAACAGGACGAAAGCGCGCAGGCAACAUCACAUUGCUCCUAAUGAGAGGCAAAGAGGAGGAACAGUUUGCAAAGUCAAAGGACAAUUAUGAGAAGAUGCAACAGCUCAUUUGCGAAGGAAGCCGAUUCAACUUUCGGUUUGAUCUCUCUACGAGAAUUGUUCCCCGGGAUAUACGCCCAGAGGUGGACAUGCGACAUGUGGAGAUUCCGAUUGAAAACACCCAGAACACGUCAUUACCAGAACCCAAGAAGAGACAAGUGCCCAAGGGAAAGAAGAAGCCGCCCAAAAAAUUCCACAUGCCAGAUGGUGUUCAGACUGGUUUUCAAAAAGUCAGCGACUUUAUGCGGGUCACGCCAAAGACAAAGCAGCCUGUGUCUAGAUCAAGCUCGAAGCCGGAACGGACUUCCGAGCUAGAUGAUGUCGCUGCAGUUCCCGAAUUGGAGCGCGUUGUGCUUGGUGAAGACGAGCGUUAUGAGCUCGAUCGAAUCUACCGGAAUCUGCCAUUCAACCUCAGUGUGGUUGGAGAAACUAAGUUGCCGGACUACACUGCUCAUCCGACAUUACAAAGAGAGCCGCGGCCAAUUGCCUUGGUUGCGCAUGGGACUCGCACAAAACGCUGUAUCAAAAUGUUACGCAAGAUGGGUGCAGAUCCCGAUAGCCUCGUGAGGCCGUGUCGCGAUGAGGAUAUAAGCGACUACCUUGAGAUCCCAGUAAAGCCUUUUGUGUAUUCUGAUAAUGGCGAGACGGAUGCGAGUGAUGUUCAGAGUGCACCAGACGGAAAAAAGCGACCAGUGAUCGAAGUUGAUUCGGAUGACAGCGCUCCAGGAAGUGAGGUUCAGCAGAAGAGGAGAAGGAUCACAGCCCCGAAAGCUCAGCUAAAAGCUCAACCAAAACCAAAAGCUCAGUCAAAAGCUCAGUCAAAAGCUCAGCCAUCAACCAAAAAGGCGUUAGUUAAAAAGACUUCUCGGCCCGCCACCCUACCUGAAUUGAAUUCGGAAGAUGAAGAGCUGUUUGACUCUGAUCUUGAUAUAGAUGCCGAAGAAGAGGAGCCUGGUGAUGAAGAAGGAGACGACUGUGAAAGAGACAGCGAUCUGCUGGAUGAGAGUGACUCGGACGACGGGGCUGAUCUGCUAGAUUUCGUUGUGGGAGAUGACCAGGCGACUUCCAGCAUGCUGGAUUCUGAGGCGACAUCGCCUAUACGGCCGAAAGAACGGACAUCACGAGCAGAAGCGAGCAAGCCCUAUUUUGUACCAACUCAAUUUACAGCAACACAAGAGAGCGAAGACGUUCCCGAGUUUGAUCUGCUUGUUGGCCCUUCCAAGAGUCGAUUGGACGAAGCGUCUGCACCAGCUAAGAGGGCGCGACGCGGAAGGCCUGCAAUCUUGGACAGCGAUGACAGUGAUUUCUAA